AUGUUGCAUCAUGGUGUAGAACAAGUGUUUGGAUAUCAAGAAGGGGAAAUCCUCCCCUCCCCGUAUUUGAUGUUAUUAAACUCCAAACACUUUAACUUUAUUUUCCCAAUACAUGUACAAGGAGCUGGAAACAUGGCGGAAGGUUAUGCGAGAGUUAGUGGUAUACCAGAUACCAGAUUUGAAAACCAGGUUAGGAUAACGCCUCAGGUCUAUGGAGUCACCAAAACAAAAAUAACACAUCAAUCAAAAGUGUCAGCAGAUCAAUGCCUUCUAAAGGUUGAUUUAAAAUCCUUAUUAACUCACAACCGGGUGCAGUGGAAAAUUCUUGAUCGUUUGGAUAAGAGAAGACCAUUCGAGAAAAAGUUACGACCAAUAUUACAAAAUGUUACUUCUACUUUACAAUUUCUUAAAAUUGAAAGUGGAUUUGAAACCACAGAAAUAUUGCCAGACCUUGUCGGUAAGAUUAAUAAGAAAGCUGAUCAACAUGCCAUCAAGUUAGUUGAAGCGGACCAUUACAAUUGGUUAAAACUUCAAAGUGGAUUUUUUAAGAGAACACCUGCAGAGAUAAGAAAGAUUGAAUGUGAAAGACAACAACAAGCUGUUUUAAAACGAAACGAACAAGAAAAAUGUUUAAAUUAUGAAAGCAGAAAAAGAAGCUUAUAG
Molecule: messenger RNA, 663 nt
Organism: Funneliformis geosporum
Lineage: Eukaryota; Fungi; Glomeromycota; Glomeromycetes; Glomerales; Glomeraceae
Source: the annotation of a GenBank genome assembly